Messenger RNA from Cercopithifilaria johnstoni, 279 nucleotides. NCBI's taxonomy places the organism in Eukaryota, Metazoa, Nematoda, Chromadorea, Rhabditida, Onchocercidae. The record is from the annotation of a GenBank genome assembly.
AUGAUAAAUGAUAAUUAUAACCAUACUAUUGAAGAAACGGAUCAACGUUUCUUCAAUGGCUGUAAAAGUCAUCCACCAUGUCCACCGGGUCUAAUAUGUGCCGAAAAAUUAGUACCAUGCAUUAGUCGAUCAUGCCGUAAAAUUGCAAAAUGUGUUCCACCAGGAACAUGUGAAGCAAUGGAAUGUCCACCAUCACAUAAAUGCGUGAUGAACCCCGGUCCAACGUGUGUCAGAACAAUUUUAACUGCUGAAGAUGUUGCGAAAAUGAACCAAAACUAA